Molecule: messenger RNA, 2004 nt
Organism: Oncorhynchus kisutch (coho salmon)
Lineage: Eukaryota; Metazoa; Chordata; Actinopteri; Salmoniformes; Salmonidae
Product: thymidine phosphorylase
Exons: 11
Coding region: 343-1704 (453 amino acids)
Biological process (GO): pyrimidine nucleobase metabolic process; pyrimidine nucleoside metabolic process
Cellular component (GO): cytosol
Molecular function (GO): 1,4-alpha-oligoglucan phosphorylase activity; pyrimidine-nucleoside phosphorylase activity
Source: RefSeq, a predicted model, not a curated record
GGGGUAUUUGACCGGUGUGUGUUCUCAAGAUUGGAAGACAUGACAGUGUUCAGGAGCAGCGUUCUGGUACAGGUUGGAAACUCUGAAGUUCUGAAAACCUUAAUAGACACAGAAAAGAAGAGGAGGAAUGGAAGUGCUGCUGAGUAAGUUCAGCUGACUAGUUCAGCCAACAGAAACGCCCUGCUCUAACAGACUUUCCAAGACAACACUAGAACUCUUCUAAGUCAAGCUGUGUGUCAGUCCGCUGUGUAUCAGUCCGCUGUGUAUCAGUCCGCUGUGUGACAGUCCGCUGUGUGACAGUCCGCUGUGUGACAGUCCGCUGUGUGUCAGUGAGCUGCAGGGAUGGCGCACCACGAGCAGAGCACAGCCACUUUCCCAGAACACAUCCGCAAGAAACGGAACGGUGAACAGCUGAGCGCUGGGGAGAUCCGAGACUUCAUACAGGGUGUCAAGGACAAGACCAUCCAAGAGAGCCAGAUUGGAGCCAUGCUGAUGGCAAUCUGGCUGCAGGGAAUGGUAGCAGAGGAGACUCUCGCACUGACGAAGGAGAUGAUGAUGUCAGGGGAAGUGAUGUCAUGGCCGGCAGAGUGGGAGGGGCUAAUGGUGGAUAAACACUCGACAGGUGGAGUGGGGGACAAGAUCAGCCUGGUGCUGGCUCCUGCUCUGGCUGCCUGUGGCUGCAAGGUACCCAUGAUAAGUGGCAGAGGUCUGGCACACACAGGCGGCACGCUUGACAAACUGGAGUCCAUCCCUGGCUUUAACGUCUAUCAGUCUGUACAACAGCUGCAUCGAAUCCUGGAGGAGGUUGGCUGUUGCAUUGUAGGACAGACAGAUAACCUGGUGCCUGCUGACAAGGUCAUGUACGCUCUGAGAGACGUUACGUCUACAGUCGACAGCCUCCCACUCAUCACAGGCUCUAUCAUCUCUAAGAAGGGUGCUGAGUCUCUGAGUGCCUUGGUUCUGGAUGUGAAGUUUGGGAAUGCAGCUCUCUACAAAGACCUGGGCAGUGCCAAGUCGCUGGCCCAGUCCAUGGUGACAGUUGGGAACAGUUUGGGGAUCCGUACGGGGGCGGUGCUUAGUCGUAUGAACUGUCCUAUUGGUCGCUGUGUGGGGAACACUCUGGAAGUGAUGGAGUCCCUGGAGUGUCUAAAGGGGAGGGGCCCAAACGACAUACUGGAGCUGGUUACAAGUCUGGGUGGGCUGCUGUUGUGGAUGAUUGGCCGUGCAGGGAGCCUGGAGGAGGGUAAAAAGGUGAUCUCUACAACCCUGCAAAAUGGUGCAGCCCUGGAAAAGUUCCAGAACAUGAUGAUUGGUCAGGGAGUAGCCAGUCAGAUCGCUGCAUCACUCUGUUCAACCAACGCAGACUACUACAGCAUCCUGAGACAGGCACACUACCAGACAGAACUGGAGACACAGGGCCACGGAACAGUGCUGGACAUAGACGGCAUGGUCAUUGCUCAGGUGCUGCACAGGUUGGGGGCGGGACGUUCGAAGGCCGGAGACCCUGUCAAUCACAGCGUGGGGGCAGAGCUUCUGGUGUCUUUGGGACAUAAGGUGGAGAAAGGGCAGCCAUGGCUGCGUGUCCACUACGAGACUCCGGCGCUGAGUGCAGAGCAGAGACUCAGUCUACAAGGGGCGCUGACACUGGGGCCCGUCGACCUGCUACACACACAGCCACUAGUGGCAGAAAUCAUACUGCCAUAGUGACACAAAUCCACUCUAUGUUAAAGCUUGAUUGGGAGAUGCCUUUUUAAAGGAUGUAUAGUUCAGAACUAAAGCCUCUGUGUCCUGCUCUUCACUCUCAAAGUCCUCUCUGAUUCACUCAUAUAAAGACAUCAGAUUCUGUGGAGACUGAAUAGAUGUUUACCGUUUCCAGGAACUGUGUGAAGGCUGUUAAACAUUACUAAUGCUUGUGUCCUAAAAUAUCCUUCUUUAAGCCUCGGCAUUGGGCUUGAGAUGGUUAAAGAAACCCAUAUCAGAUAUAAAAGUGUGUGUGCACAUUAA